Messenger RNA from Fraxinus pennsylvanica, 336 nucleotides. The record is from the annotation of a GenBank genome assembly. Lineage: Eukaryota; Viridiplantae; Streptophyta; Magnoliopsida; Lamiales; Oleaceae.
AUGGCAGCCAAUUUGCUGAGGUUGGGACUGGCAAAGCGAUUUCUUCCUUCGCUGUCUCUCAGGAGGGGUGUGCAUGUGUCGGUCUACGACAAGAACCCAGAGGAGCAUGUCCACUCAACCGUGGUGCCCGACUAUUUAAUCCUACCUCAAUCUGACAAAUAUUGGGCUCCUCACCCUCAGACCGGGGUUUUUUGCCCUGCAACGGAUCACAACUCGACUGCAGGUGGGGAACGUGGUUUUCACUCCUCGUCCACGAGUGCUAGUGGCGAUUCAGUGUUGGAGCAGAAGGCCUUUUUUCGCCCUCUCGAGGAUUUGGAGAAGCCAACCCAUUCUUGA